AUGCCUGGUGCUAAGGAGCAGCAGAAACGCCGUUGGCGCCCUGGCACAAAAGCUCUCCGGGAGGUCAGGAACUACCAGAAGACAUUUGACUUCCUGAUUCCGAAGCCCCCAUUCCAGCGACUCUGGAAGGAAAUCUGCGAUGACAUCGACCCCUCCAAGCGCCUGCGCUGGCAGGCGACUGCUAUUAGCGCUCUUCAAGAGUCUUCGGAGUCUCUUCUCUUUGGUGUUUUCGACAGUAAGCUUCACUUGCAAACUCUUAUCGAGUUGAACGAACUAUCUAGUGAUUAA
Messenger RNA from Colletotrichum truncatum, 288 nucleotides. Its product is annotated as histone H3. The record is from RefSeq and is a predicted model, not a curated record. Gene Ontology annotation, cellular component: nucleosome. NCBI's taxonomy places the organism in Eukaryota, Fungi, Ascomycota, Sordariomycetes, Glomerellales, Glomerellaceae. Gene Ontology annotation, molecular function: structural constituent of chromatin; protein heterodimerization activity; DNA binding.